This is a messenger RNA of Aspergillus candidus, 1502 nucleotides long. RefSeq lists its product as uncharacterized. Lineage: Eukaryota; Fungi; Ascomycota; Eurotiomycetes; Eurotiales; Aspergillaceae. The record is from RefSeq and is a predicted model, not a curated record. The transcript is spliced from 2 exons. Bases 57 to 1343 code for a protein of 428 amino acids.
UGUCCCUCCAACAGCUUGAAAUCAAACCAUCACAAAUCACAUUAUCAUCCAAGACGAUGCUUUCCAAGUCGUCUUCUCAUUCGGUUCAGCCAUUUAAGUAUGUCGAUAUAUGUCAAUCGCAGUCGAGCGCGAGUCUUUGCGAUCUUACUGUCGGAAGACUUCGCGUCGAUUGUUGCUUUCUAAUGUCCAAGAUGCGUUGGGGGCAGCUCCGCGAUCAGGAUUCAGGCCUGAUGUACCUGGAUCUAACGUUCCACCAACCUGCCGACUGCAAGCUAGCGCAAGCAACCAUCACUUUGAGCUUUCAGGGCCUUCAGAAUUCACCGAGAACAGUGACUCCCACCGGGCUCGAAGUAACCGAGUUCUUCGGACCACAGACUCUGAGUGGUGAGAAACGGGAGCGACAAGUAUCCAACGCCUUCGAGGCCAAUCCCAAAUUCGGAGCAGCCAGUACCAGCGUCGAGGGAAUUGGCAUUUCAAGAAGAUCCGAAGUCAGUUAUGCCUCGCGAUGGAAAUUUACAGGCACGCGGUUCGCAGCUGACACCUCCUCCGACUCAUUCACUCGAAACAGUCGGUAUCGACAGCUAGUUUGGCAUCUAGAAGAAAACGAACUAGAGCGACAGGCUGUGCAUCACUCCAUUGUACAUACUGCGCUUGCCUUUCACCACAACUCCACCCCGUUCUACCUGGACGUGCAGGUCGAGGUUAAAAUGCGGAGAUGGCGCCACCGGCUCCAGCAACGCCUGAUCUGUCCUCCUCGAGGUCAGAAGGCCAUAACGAGAGCCAAGAUCGAACCAGCCCCCGACAAAUCAGCAGAUCCACAAUUUCCCCAGCUGGCCAGGAAUCUAAAUCAGGCCCUGAUUGAAGAGAACCUGCACCCUGUGGUUGAGGUAUCCGACCCCAAGCCAGCAGCGGCCUUGGCCGACAACUUUCAGGAUCAAGAUCCUGACACAGAAGCCGACUCCCAAUAUCUUCCCAAUGAAACAUUACUUGCGCUUGCCCGGCAGCUGACUGGGCAAGAACCGCCCAGUGUAUCUACCAAAAGCAGUCUUGGAUUGCCUACGCAGACAGCAGAGAGUUCCAGCCCCACGCUGGUAGGGUCCGCCGCAUCGUCAAACGAAAUGGAUGAUCAGACAGCGACAAAAUCCGCUGUACCUGACGCUGGUGAUUCUUUGUUCUCUGUCCCUACUGCGGAAGUUGCGAAGGCCAACGCGAUCCACGACAAUGGAUUGUACAUCUUUCUUUCGGUCACACGUCAGAUAUUGCAACUAUUAGAAGCUACGAUAGCAUUGUUGAUCCUGGGUUUGGGCAGACUACAUUCGGUUCUUGCUCAGGCAAAGAAGUGAACUCCAGAGAUUCGACCCCGAGAAGGACAGUUUUAAUUUCUUUAACAUUUACUGUGAGAUUUAUACUAGUUCCUCAUACGUCUGCCCAGCCCCGUAAAGGACGACUGUCCCAGACAAGGUACUCAAUAUGAUCGCAUGACCAGACGCCCACGACAAGAU